CUGUAAACAAGCUGCUGCGAUUGCGGGUGUGAACUCUAACUCCCAGCAUGCUCUGCGCGUCUCGCAGCUCUCGCUCAGAUUCGGACAUUCGAUGAACCGUGUCGAUUAACGCCGUGUUUGUUUGUAAAGGCGGCUGUUGGUCGCAGUGGAGACGCGGUGAAACGGUGUUUAAAUAGACGGCAGGUGAUGGGGUGUAGCCCCGCCCCCCUCCUCGGCACCGUAAACGUUAUUUAUGAAUGCCUCCCGCUCACGGGCGUGUGCACGUAAACUCAUUAUUGGGUGUUAAUGGUUCCGACCCGGUGGACGACAGGCCGGUUCCGGACGCUGCGGUGCCCGCUGUGUGCGCCUGAUUGCGGACUUUAAUUCCUCGUGGUGGGUUUGGUGCUGACAGCGGCGGCGGGCGGUGCUCUUUAAUAAUACUGGGUCAACACACCGAGGACCGUCUGCCAGCCACCGGAGCUUCGCCCCGACUCCUCCGGAGGUGCUGCCCGAGAAGGUGUGUUGCCAGUGGCAACAGCUGAUUGACGAUGGCCUUGUGAGAGUGGGCAGCUUUACCUGGCCCUGAGGUAAGGAGGAGGAGUCUCAGCCCUUGGCCCCUCCCCUCUUAGCUCCCGAACUGCCGACACCCGAUCUGUUGUGGCUCUCCCUUUCCUCCUCCGCUCCUUCCUCCCUGCUCCCCCUUUCAUCCCCCACACCCUUGGCCCCGCCCCCUGUCACCAUGCUGUGGUCACGCUGCUGUAGGACAGCCUGAGGAAGCAGACUCUGGAAGGUGACCCCGCUCCGCCAGGGGACUUCUACCUGUCCCUGCUGGACCCAAAACCCCUCCCAGAGUGCUGGCCCCCAGAUGGCUUGAUGCCUGAGAGCAGCUACUGGCAGCUCUGCCCUCCCUCCAAGUCCGGCCUGCAGGGGGGGUUGCUGAGCUCUAGUUUCCCCCCCGGUCCUGUGCCCCUGGUGCCCCCAGAUGCUCACCUGCAGGAGGGGGGUGACCCCCUGGACACGCCCCCAUCUCAUCCCCCACUGCAGCAGCACCGGCCACUGGCGCCGAGCUCCUCAGCGUCCGAGCUUUCCCUCCCUGGAGCACCGGCGGUGCCCCCCGGUGGCCCCGGACUCCCCCCUCCACCUCCUCCGCCCCCCAAGCGGCACUGCCGUUCGCUGUCGGUGCCCGAGGACCUGUCACGCUGCCGCUACACCUGGCGGCCCAGCGCCUCGCGGGUCUGGACCCCCGUCAGUCGGCAGCAGUGCCACGGAGCGGUGGGGGGAGGGGUCACGGGGGCAGGCGGGGUGGGGGUUGUGGGGGGAGGAGCCUGUCCUCUCCGCGCCCCCAGCUCCUCCCUGAACUCGUCGCUGCACUCCUCGUCCAGCCCCACCUUCUUCAGCCUGGCGCUGUCUCCGGACUCGCCGCUACCCUGGAGCUUCCCCUGGGACCCCAGCGAGGCGGCGGCGGCGGGAGGAGGAGCCUGCUGCUGCUUCUUCCCCUCCCCCUCCUCCUGCUCGUCCUCCCCCUCCCCCCUGCACCCGCCUCCCCCUCCUCAGAGGCGUUUCUCCCUCUCCCCCGUGCUUAUCAGAGACUCUGCGGCCUCCACCUUCUUGCCGCCGCCGCCAGCGGCCCCGAGCCAGACGCGGCCGCGCCCACCGAGCUGCUCGGCCACGGCGGCAGGCGUCCUGGUUCCCGUCUCGCCGUCCUCGGCCUGCAGCACGCCGUCGUCUCUGAGGCGCUGUCUGCCGCCGCAGCUGCCUCGCUGCCACUCGCAGCCCUGCGACCUGCUGCUCCUCAAACCGGGUCUGAAGAGGAGGCGGGACCCCGACAGGCCGUGUGCCCGCCCCGUCCUGGACUUCACCAAGAUGACCCAGACCCGCAGCAUGGACCCCCAGGCCCUGGAGCGUGGGGGCCGGCCCCCCUGUGGAGGAGACGUGCUCAUGGACUCCUUCAUGGGUGACUUCCGGAGCUCGUGCUCUCCGGCCGAGUGUCUCGGGCGGACAAGCAUCGGGCCGCUGAGCGAGAGCGACGAGGAAUGCCGCGAGGACGAGGAGGACGGCGAGGAGGAGGACGGCGAGGAGGCCGAGGCGCCCGAGCGCGAGGCAGCGCAACAGGCAGUGUUUGAGAGGGACUGUACAGAACUGGACUUGAACUUGAUAGAGGAGAACUGAGGUCGUUCUCCGUUGUUUCAUUCGGUUUUUGGAUUGAUCUGAAGCCCCGCCCCUCCGCCUCCUUGCCACCAAUCAGCACGGCUCUCAGGAACAACACCUCCUCUCAGCUGCUGAGUCGCGCUGACGACCGCGAUGAUGCGACUGCCGACGGUGAAGACCGGACGUGACGUCAUCGUCGCCGAGCUAGCUCCAGGCUAACGCACCAGGUAGCUGAGGGUCGGCCGUGACGUUCUGACCAGGCCGCCGCGUCGCCAACCUGACACGCCGUCGCCACAGCAACCACAGAUCCAUAAGUACAGAUACAGACUCUUUGAUGUUUGAUAACCGGGUCGACAAGGAUCCACAAUAUAUUAUAAUAAUCAUUAAAACUGCUCUGAACUCAGUAAAACAUCAAAAAUAAUGAACGUUACACUUUUCAAAAGUUGUUUUAGGUUUUUUUAUUGAUGAAUAAGUCUUUUUUUAUAUUUAAUGCUGUAUAACGUUCGUUAGGAAGUGAAACAGAUCACAAUUCAUCUCUAAAAUCUAUUUCAUAUUUACAAUAAUCCGUUUGGAUCAAUAUCGCUAUUAAUAAUUCAGCAUCUCAGGUGUGUUUCAUCGUCCAGGAUAAUCGGCCCUUUAACAACAGGAAGUAGAACCAAUAAUUCACUUCCUUACACAUCGAUAAACAGUGACGUCGGCGAUGCGUUCAGGUUGGCUGCGUCGUCCUGUCAGACUGAACUGAGGGCAGGAAGCGUGGGUGCGAACUCCUGGUGGUCAUGUGACUCCAGAUUGAAUCAAGAAUGUUUAUUUAUUUAUUUAUUUAGUCACAAAACAUCCCCAAGUGUGAACAGAAGAAGAGGAAGAGAUGGGGAGGCUUUUCGUCACACCUCACAGGAAACCUUUUAAAAAGCUUUUAUUUUGAAAUGGCAGAAGGAAAUGCCCCUGUGAUGAAGUCCAGGUGAAUUUGGUGUAAACAUCGAUCAGCUGAUCAGUGUCACACAUUGACUGCGUUUAUUCUUCUUCUAUGGAUUUACUCUGGACGCUGAAGCUCCACACGACCGCCAGGUGAGAAUUAGACGUCCAAUGACAAAUGUUUAAAUGUUAUUUUAUGUGAUUUCUAUUUAUUUAUAAAAAACCCAUUUUGGCUGCUUUAAAGUCACUGAAAGAAGUUCCAAUCUUCAGAGGUGAAUGUUUGGUGAUGCGUUCAGGGACACUUUGACACGUGAGAGUUUCAGCUGCCGAUAAAACAUUGCGUUAGCGACAAACCCGAGGGACAAUCAACAAUCAACAACACCCUUAAUAACAAGAAACCUUCAGAGCUCUGACGUCCAAAUGUCCAUGAACGCAUCAAAGGUUACUUCUGACUCAUUGAAAUCCGCCUCGAAGCCUAAUGGUGCGUUCACACCAAAAGAGAGGGAAACUAUUUGCGCGAGUAGAUUCCAUGUAAAGUCAACGCAUGAGGCGAAAGACGCCCGACGCUGUCUAUCGACAGCCAAUCAGCGUUGAGAUGCUCCGCUCGUCAUCACCGACGUGCUGCCACCGCGUGAAUACACGUUAUUACACGGCCGCUCACCGGAGACUCACACACACACACACACACACACACACACACACACACAGCUGAGACUGAACGCCUGUACGAUCCGACACAACAGGUCAUCAGACCGGCUGCUGGUCCGCCUGAAGCAGCCUGGAAGCCGCAGUCAUCCAGACGCGCUUCCUGGAGGAGUCGGUGACAUUCCAGCUGUGAGACAUCGGAAACGAUAACUGUCUCUACGGAGACACGUGACGGAGAUAAGUCACGCGUGUGGUGUGAACGGACCAUAGCUUUGAUGACAUCCUCCCUCUUAAAGGAACAGUGCAGUGUUUUAGAAAAGCAGAGAGGCGUUCAGGUGCACCCCGCUCAUGUGUGGAGGCUGGAGUCGUUGUUAGCCUAGCUUAGCAUAAAGACUUCAGGACCUUUGGGUGUCGAGCUCUAUUUUUGUUCAUCCUAAAUGGUGAACUGAGAUAACAGCUAGCUACUUGUUAGCUUGCUAGCUUGACCUACAACAAUAAAAGGGACAAAAACAAUAACGUUUAAUAAAGGAACUGGAAAUGUCCCUGUAACGCACAUGCACGCAGGCGCGCACACUCUCCCCCCCCGUGUGAUUCUAUUGAUCUGUAUCAUAAAACAUAAGUGGACAUAUUCCAUAUGAGUGCUAAAAGAGGAGGAGCUAGUAGCGUAUCGGUUGACCUUUGACCUCUUAGCCCCUCUGCUUACUUUCUGAUGUUCCUUCAUAUUUCUCAUCUGGUUAAGAGGGCGUGUACAGAGACUCUGGUCUUUUAGAAAUGUUUUUUAUUGUAUGUGAUGAAAAAAAAAGAACUGACGACAUGGCAAUUUGAAAAAUCAGUUUGUGAAUAAAUUAAGUUUAUUGAGAAAUAUUUUACAAACAAAGAGGA
Gasterosteus aculeatus aculeatus (three-spined stickleback) is the source of this 4566-nucleotide messenger RNA. Lineage: Eukaryota; Metazoa; Chordata; Actinopteri; Perciformes; Gasterosteidae. The record is from RefSeq and is a predicted model, not a curated record.